AACAGUCUGUUUCAGAGUUAUCUCCCUUCGGCUUCAGACAACGGACGCCAUAAAUAUGUUGAUGAUUAUUUCCCAUCUUUGCGGUUAGAAGUUUGUUUGUUAAGGAAGUUGAGUAAAUACAGGUAUAUUAUUAACCCGCAUGUAUACAUACAUCGCACGACGGUGAAUAAUUUUGACAACAUCAUAAACGAAUGUGACAACUGUUGAGCGAUGGCGAAGUGAAUCCGGCCAACGAGUCCCAGGUCAGUGUGUCCCCGGGGCGAGAACAAAAGUGACUCAUUAUUUCACUGGUACAUAUAAGCUUAGCUGCCUUAUUCGACAGCAUGAUUGGCAGUUUUACUGUUGUAGCUUGCGUUUGAACUUAGCAUUCUUUUACACUGUUGCGAAUUGUGAAUUCUGGAACGAAAUUGACAUAAACAGCAACAGACCACACGCGAUCACACUCGACAGUUAUGAUGAAGAGCGACAGAAAGACGUCACAGUGUUGUCAAAAUGGGAAACCUCUUCUGGCCUCCAUUCAGUAAAUCCCGCAAGAUGGAGAGUCCUCCACCUAAACGUCAUCAUCCAGAGGUCAAGGACGAGGAGUUGAAUAAGAAGCAAAAUCUGACACUGGAGACGAUCAAAGAUGAGGCAGCGUUUGUGUCACGGUUUAGCGCUUUCUACAACAGCAGCUGCCUCAGCGACCUGGUGCUACGAGUGGGCAGGGACAGAUACUACUCCCACAGGUUCAUCCUCAUCACAGCCAGUGAUGUCUUCGAAGCUAUGUUGAACCAGAGGCAAUGGGUGGAAUCUCAGGAGCCGGAGAUUGAUCUGACAGAAGACCCAGAGUGCAUCGCAGUGUUUGGGAUGUUCCUCAAAUAUCUCUACAGUGGCUCAGUCCAGGUGUCAACAGACACGGUCCUACCCAUCCUCCUUCUGGCUGACAAAUACAGCAUCACCACCCUGCGUGAGUCCUGUAUCGAAUACAUGACGCGACACAUUGUUGAGUCUCCUGACACAAAUCGAACACUAACAUGGUACCAGUAUGCCAAGAUGACUGGACAGGAAAAAUUGAAAGACAUCUGUCAGAGAUUCAUCCUGUCCAAUUUUGAUGUUAUUCUUGAUGCACCGGACUGGCCUGAAAUGACAAAGUCCGAGCUUGUCGAGUUCCUCAGCAGCUCCGAACUUGUUGUACUGAGUGAGAUCCAUUUGUGGAAUAAAGUCGAGAAAUGGCUGACCUGUGAAGAAAAUCGUGAUUCACUUGUAGAGAAUCUCAAAGACAUCUUGCCCCUGUUGAGAUUUAACAUGAUCUUGCCCAAAAGUCUUUUGACUGUCGAAUCGUCUCCUUUGUGUUCGAAAUACACGGAACAUUUUGCAGAAAAGCUGAAUCACGCCUAUCGGCACCAUUCUCUCAUGAUGGAUUGUGGGGAUCUUUGUGAAAAUCGAGAGCAGUUCAGGAACUAUUAUAGUAAAGAUUACUACCUAUGUUUUCCAUUCAAGCUUGAGAAUUAUCCUGGCAUCGGCAAGAUAAGCAGCCGUAUCAUAGUAGAAUGUCACGUCCCAACCCACUUCAUGCCCUCCAAUCAAUCCCGAGCUUCUUGCACCGAAUUCACUGCAUACUUCUACCCUCGAGGUUUCUACAAUACAAUCACCUUAUAUGGCACAUACAUGAAUCGUCAGAGUGAUGCCACGACAUUCAAACUGUGUCGAAAGUUUUCUGAUCAAAAUCCCGUGAAGGUCGAUGUCGCCCUGGUGCUAUAUGGCCGAAAGAAUUCUGUGAGGUAUAUCGCAUACACCGUCAACAUGAGUCAUUUGUUUGGGAAGGAAUCGUCAACCCUCACCGUUGAAAACAUCAUCGACUUGGACAAAUUGAUGCAGGACGAUUCUCCGUACCUGAUCGAUGGAACCCUUGAUGGGAAACUCUUCGUGAAAGUACAAGAUAUGGGACCACACUUGUUGGACGCUGAUACCAAGUGACAUGUUUCUACAAAACUGAAACCACACUUUUUGGAUGUUAUGUACAUAAGGUUUGAAACACUGAUGGCACAUUUGUAUGGGUAUGGUCUGUGUCAUAUAUACUUCACAGUGUCCAUUCACUCGAAGUUGAUUAUCCUGGAAACAAUUUUAACACUUUACACAUGUUUUGAUCAUAUUUACACUUUUGCAGAGAAUUAUGUUUACACAAAUUUGACUUGUUUGAUGUUAAUCCUGAAACCUAUUGAAUAAAUUCAGACUUGAAUGUCCCCAAAUUUUGCAGUGGAGAAAAAGGUUUUUUGAAAUUGAACAUUUUCAUUCAUAUGGCAUAUGCCUGAACAUGCUGAAAACAAUCUUGUCAAAUAUGUCAAAAUCAUGAAUGUAUUUCAAAGUUGACAAAAACACUUGAGGUAAAGGGAUAUCAUUAAUAUUCCCGGCAUACAGUUUAGAAGCUGUGUAAUCAUGGUAACAUCCAGGAUUCUAUCUUACCAUUGUGCCUAGGGAAGUUUAACGAAAAAAACAGCAACAAAAUUUGUGCCAUGCUUGUUUAUUAGUAAACAGCACAGGAACAUAUUGAUGGAAAGGGCAAUGGACAGAAUUUUCUCCAUAUUUUGUAUCCUUUCAAUUUCAUAUCUGAGAAAACCUUCCAAACUUUACAAUCACUGCUUUGAAAUUAGAAACAAAUUAUAUCUUUACACAAUUUCUGGGUUUGAAAAGAAAUAUACGCUGCAUAAACCAAACAAAUAAUAUACAUUGUAUUUGCAAACUUGUAGUUUGGGGGACUUAUUUUAUAGCAUUCGUUACAGGAAGUUUCAGCUUCCAAGGUUUUAAGUAAUGUGAACUAAAGGUUAUUUAGUGGAUUGGAGAACAUGUAUGAACCCUGGUUGCUGUCUCCCUGGGCACAUGUGGCAUUGGUCCCUGAAGUUCAAUGUUAACUUGAUGAGCAAUACAUGUCAAUGUUUAGGGUAGAAUGCUACCUAAUUAUCAUAUAUGCCACAAACACCUAUGAACCAUGCCUGCAACAGUUCCACCCUCUUGCCUUUGUCAACAAGUUGCUUCUUUCUUGAACAUGUUGAACUGUCCAUUGAUUAGGGAGCAUGUAAGUCAAACUUUUCAUCUAGUGAACAAUAGUGCCUUCAUAGUCUUAAUGGUUAAAUGGAUAUUUUUUUUAACAGAACAGAUGCACGUUUUGACUAACUUCUGGAUGCUUUACAUACCAAGCAGCGUGUGAAGAUCUGGAUUAGAAUUGGUCUUCAGCAACCCAUGCUUGUCGUGAGUGGCGACUACGGGAUCGGAGGGGAUCAGUCUUGUUAACUUGGUUGAUGCAUGUCCCCGUAUCCCAAUUGCGUAGAUUGAUGCUUAGGAUCUCAAUCACUGGAUUGUCUGUUCCAGAUUUGAUUAUUACCAACCGCUAUCAUAUUGCUGGAAUUUUGCUGAUUGCAGCAUUAAACAAGAAACAAACAAACAUAUCAAAUGCUCUAUGUGAUAAGGCAUUUCGCUGCUUAGGCAAUUUACUUUUUAAGUUAUGCAUUGUUAUUAUUAUUAUUAUGGUAUGGUUUGAAAUAUUAGGUAAUGUUGUCAUAGUUUAGCCAAGGCUCCAUAAUUCUUUUGCUAUGACUUUAUAAACAUGUUUUAAGGCUAUCAAUAGAAGUAAUUGUAUUUAGCAGUAAAUUAUUCUGUUUGAAUGUAUAACAUAUAACUAUAAUUGGCUAUGAAGAGUUGUAUCCCUUAGCUGCAUCUGAAUCUGCUGGCUAUGUGCCCAUAUAUAUACCAGGUUUGCCCUGAUUGUGAUCCUUAGUCUGUCAACACCAUACUCACAUGCGGGUGGGUUGCCUUAAUAUAAGGCCUUAAGAAGCUUAAAGUCAUAGUGACUUAUAUUUGGAAUAAAACAUUUUUAGUAAGACUUGCUGUCAUGGAAACAUUACCUCAUGUGUUUUAGAGUUUUAGCAUACUAGACACAUGUCACGUAAUAGGCGAUGCCACAGGCUGGGAAGGUCAUUGAUUAGAGAUGUCAAUCUAUCUAUAUCCUGAUUAAGGACUGGUUCAACCCUUGUCAACUCACCUACUAACAUUUGCUUGGUUUACUGAUGCAAUAGUUGGAGACACGGUGCAUGCAAACAUCAAUAUUUGAUCAGUCAAUAAUAGCCACACCAUAGGGUAGAAGCCUAAUUGCCUAUUAGUUAAGCAUGCCUUGUGAUAUCAGUAUAAUGGUUGUGUUAGCAUGUGUAAUCCAAGCAAUACUCUUGUAGGUGUGAAUCUAGUCUUGCCAUUCAAGAUUAUAAAAAAAAGAGCUAUUUUUCAGAUUCUUAUUUGACUAGUCAGAUAGCUUUAUGAUUUUGAUGACUUGAUUGCUUCUUGGGUGCCUAUACCUGGAUGUGACUGCAAUAAAGCUGUUAAACAUGUUAAAUAUUCUCAGUUAUAUGCUCGUAAUGCUCACAACAAUGUUUUGUCAAGUGACAUUAUUAAAGGACUAUGUUCCAAGGUCUUGGGGUCAUAUCUAGUCGUAUUGUAGUUCAGUGCCAUGUGUAAAAGUCUGAGAUGUUGUCUUGUGUAGGGUAACCAUGGUAACCAUGAAAUGUGAUAUCAUGUAUAUUGCUGUACAUCAUUAUAUCAAGUUAAUAGACAAAGUAUAUUUAUGAAUUGUAUUUUGUGGGUUUAUUGAGUGCAAACCAGAUUUUACGUAUAUACUUCCAUGAAUGCAAAAUAAUUUUGAAGACAAUUCUUCAAAAACAGCUUAUUUAAUCAUUAAGACAAACAAAAAUUAUACAAAAUUAGUGGCAUUGUUCAGUGUAAUUAUGUAUCACAGGCCCUGCUCACUCUAUUAUCAGUCAAUCAGGAAACGGGGGCACGGGUGGCCCAGUCGUCUAAGGCGCCGCGAUUUGCUGUGCAGAGUUGCGUCCCUUGGGCAAGCCAGAAACCUAUGAUUGUGGGUUCGAAUCCCGGUUCGCCCUGAUUAUGU
Haliotis rufescens (red abalone) is the source of this 4912-nucleotide messenger RNA. RefSeq names its product BTB/POZ domain-containing protein 17-like. NCBI's taxonomy places the organism in Eukaryota, Metazoa, Mollusca, Gastropoda, Lepetellida, Haliotidae. The transcript has 4 exons. The record is from RefSeq and is a predicted model, not a curated record. Gene Ontology annotation, molecular function: protein binding. The coding region runs from base 493 to 1956 and encodes 487 amino acids.